Molecule: messenger RNA, 1658 nt
Organism: Drosophila teissieri
Lineage: Eukaryota; Metazoa; Arthropoda; Insecta; Diptera; Drosophilidae
Product: synaptic vesicle glycoprotein 2B
Exons: 9
Coding region: 50-1591 (513 amino acids)
Biological process (GO): transmembrane transport
Molecular function (GO): transmembrane transporter activity
Source: RefSeq, a predicted model, not a curated record
GCAGGUUCGGGUAUGCCAGAUAUCUCAAAAGUCAAUCUAAGCAAUCACUAUGAGUUCGGAAUCGGGUCAACAGGACGUUGAGUCGAAGCCCAAAUCGGUUGGGAGUCCCAGUGCUGGUCACGAGUAUGAGGAUGUGCUUCAAAUAAUUGGCUUCGGGCGAGUGCAAUGGAUCGUCCUUUUGGCCGCAGGACUUCUCCUGAUGAUGGUCAUAAACGAGACCAUGGGAAUGUCCUACAUCACCAUAGUAUCCCAGUGCGACUUCGAGAUGAAUUCAAUGGAUAAGGCGGUUAUGAGUGCUGCCAGUUUUAUCGGCAUAUUCUGCUCAUCCUACUUUUGGGGUUACCUAAGUGAUACUAUAGGCCGCAGACCAGUGCUGAUCUAUACGACGAUUGCCGGCAAUUUCUUAUCCCUAUGCUCCACUGUCAUUCCGAACUACUGGCUGUAUGUCUUUAUCCGCUUCGGAGUUGGAUUUUUCAUUGCGGGAGCAUCAUCAACAACCUAUGCGUAUCUCGGGGAAUUCUUCACUCCCCGUCAUCGACCCAUCGCCAUCAACUACGCCAGUCUCUUCGUGGGAAUAUCAACCGUCUAUGUUCCAGCUACCGCCUGGCUGAUACUUUCGAUGGACUGGAGUGUUAGUGUAACCGAUGGCUUUGCACUGCGCCCUUGGAGAUUGCUGACCAUCUUUUACUUGCUGCCUGGUGUGGUGGGCACAUUGAUGUUGUGGUCACUUCCGGAGAGUCCCAAGAUCCUAAUGUCCUUGCACAAAACCGAAGAGGCUUUCGCGGCCGUCGAUUGGAUUGCAGUGACGAAUUCGGGUAAACACUUGCACGAAUUCAAGGUCCAUAAACUGAAAACAGAAGAUAACGCGAAUGGUGAGAAUAUACUGCUCAUAUCCAAGUCAGCAUUUACAACAAUCAAGAAAAUGUGGAAGGAAACUUUGCCGCUUUUGAGGAGGCCUCACUUGCUGAACUUCGUCAUCAGCUGUACCAUUAUGUGUGGUCUAUUUUUCAGUUCUUCGGGCAUGGGACUUUGGUAUCCGGAAAUUCAAAAUCGAUUGGGCUCAAAUACAGCCGAAGAUUCAAUGACUGUUUGCCAAGUGAUUGAUGCGUCAAUUGAUCAAAUGCAAGCGAAUGCAACCAAUAAAGUUUGCGACGACCACAUAAACACCAAGAGCUAUAUAGACACCAUCACCUAUGGAUCGGCCCUAAUCGUUGGCUAUAUCUUGAUGGGUCUCAUUAUCAACACGAUUGGGCGCAAGGCCUCGAUUUCCAUUGGAUUGACUUUGGCCGGAGCCUGUGCAAUUGCACUGAUCUUCAUAAAGGACGAGGUGGCUAUAGUGGUUUGCUUCUGCUUGUAUCUGGUGCUGCCAGGACUGUGUGUCUCCAUUCUGAGUGGAGCAGUCGUGGAUCUGGUGCCCACCCACCUGCGGGGAAAAGCGGUCUGCAUUUGUUUGAUGUUGGGUCGCACGGGAAGUGUUUUCGGCAGUAAUAUCAUCGGGGUGCUGCUGGAAUCCUACUGCUCUCUUACUUUCGGAGUCUUCUCCGGGUUUGUUCUGGUAUGUGCAAGUCUGACGUUGCUGUUACCAAUUUAGGACUUGCCAUUUAAUUUUAAGUAGCUAAGUUUAGUUUAAGUACCACAAUAAAUUAAAAUGAUUAAGG